Messenger RNA from Gasterosteus aculeatus aculeatus (three-spined stickleback), 4236 nucleotides. RefSeq names its product dipeptidyl-peptidase 6a (gene dpp6a). Gene Ontology annotation, biological process: regulation of potassium ion transmembrane transport; proteolysis. The record is from RefSeq and is a predicted model, not a curated record. NCBI's taxonomy places the organism in Eukaryota, Metazoa, Chordata, Actinopteri, Perciformes, Gasterosteidae. Gene Ontology annotation, cellular component: plasma membrane; voltage-gated potassium channel complex. Gene Ontology annotation, molecular function: serine-type peptidase activity; potassium channel regulator activity.
CGUGUGAGAGCAGGUCGGUUUUCACCAAGCGGUAAAUGUAACGUGCGGUAAGUGCGCUGCAAGCGUCACUUUUAUCAGCGGAGAAUCAAAGUUUGUCGUCGGAUGUUUGUUUGUCCUCGUGACCAAUCAGCAGCGGCACGAGACGCGAGACGUCGACCAGGAAGUCUCGUUGAGUCCUCUGGACUUUGGACACGUUGGACACGUUCUCCGGAGAACGCGCGCAACAGAUCGAGCAAGACUCGAACUCGCGGGUGAUUCGAGCGCACAAGUUGUUCAAGUUUCCGUCAUGAACCAAACGGCAGGAGCCACCAACGCGUACCGCAGAUGCUCCAAAGGUGGAAAGGAGCUGGUGGGCAGUAACCCUCCGCAGAGGAACUGGAAGGGAAUAGCGAUCGCCCUCCUUGUCAUUCUGGUCAUCUGCUCGCUGAUCGUCACCUCCGUCAUCCUGUUGACGCCAGGGGAAGAUGACCACCUGGCUCUGAAGGGCAAGGUGACUGUCGCGGACCUCUUUAGAAAAGACUUCAAGGUGCACGACCCCCACGCCAAGUGGAUAAGCAGUAAUGAGCUAUUAUACCGCGAUCGUGGAGGCGACGUCGUCAAGUUCAACGUCGACACUGACGAAAAGGCCGUCCUGGUGCACAACAAGAAGUUUGAAAUGUACAAAGCCAGCAAGUACGAAGUGUCUCCUGACAUGAAGCAUGUGCUGCUGGCCUACAACGUUGCACCGGUGUACCAGCAUUCCUACACGGCCUUCUACAUCAUCUGCAGUCUGGAUACUCCGGCAACUUGGAACUUGAACCCCCCAGAGGUCAGAAACGCCCAGCUGCAGUAUGCGGGCUGGGGACCCCAGGACCAGCAACUGAUCUUUGUCUUCGAGAACAACAUCUACUAUCGCUCCAGGGUUGACAACCGUUCCAUUCGCCUGGUGUCUACUGGCAAGGAGGGCGUUAUCUUCAACGGGCUCAGCGAUUGGCUGUACGAAGAGGAGAUCUUCCAGUCCCACAUUGCCCAUUGGUGGUCUCCAGAUGGUGCCAGGCUAGCAUACGCCACCAUCAAUGACAGCCUGGUGCCCAGGAUGGAGCUGCCCAUGUUCACGGGCACCCCGUACCCAGUGGGGAAAGAGUACCACUACCCUAAGGCCGGCGAGGAGAACCCAGUUAUCACUCUCUACGUUGUGAACCUUAACGGCCCUCUUCACACGAUCGAGAUGAGGAGACCCGACGAUCCCCGGAUGGGUGAGUAUUAUGUAACCAUGGUGAGAUGGGCCACCACCACCAAACUGGCCAUCAACUGGCUGAACAGAGCCCAGAACAUCUCUAUACUCACGCUGUGCGAGGCCACAACGGGGGUCUGCACAAAGAAACACGAGGAUGAGAGUGAAGGAUGGCUCCACAGACAGAAUGAGAGGCCUCUGUUUUCCAAAGAUGGGUUGAAGCUCUUCUUCACCCGCGCCAUUCCACAAGGAGGCAGGGGCAAGUUCUUCCACAUCUCCAUGUCCGUCUCCCAGCCCAACACCAGCACUGACACCCUGCAGUCCAUCACGUCGGGAGACUGGGAUGUCACCCAAGUCCUGGCCUACAACGAGGACAGCCAGUUGAUAUACUUCCUGAGCACGGAGGAUGGUCCGAAGCGAAGACACCUGUACAGCGCGGACACCUUUGGCUCCUUCAACCGCCGCUGUCUGUCCUGCGCCUUGGCCGACAGCUGCGACUACGUCAGCGGCUCCUUCAGCCACAACAUGAGCUUUUUCCUGCUCAGCUGCCAAGGACGGGACGUCCCAUUCGUGGCCGUUUACAGAACGCAGAGAGACGGAGAGAGUGAGACGCAAGACAGGGAGAGCAUUACAUUGGUACAUAAACUGGAGAGCAAUGAGAACCUGAGGCUCACCCUGGACUCCAUGCAGAUGCCGACGGUGGAGUACAAGGAGAUCAACGUAGAGGACUACACCUUGUCGAUGCAGAUCCUAAAACCCGCCGGCUUUGUGGACACAGCUUACUACCCGUUGCUUCUGCUCGUCGACGGGAGCCCCGGCGGUCAGACGGUGGCGGAGCGGUUCCACGUGGACUGGGCCACGGUGCUGGUCAGCAGCUUCGGCGCCAUCGUGGUGCGCUGCGACGGACGGGGCAGCGGCUUCCAGGGGACCAACCUGCUGCACCGGAUCCAGAAGAGGCUGGGGCAGGACGAGGAACAGGACCAGAGGAAAGCCCUCGAGUUUAUUAUGAAGGAAAGCUACAUUGAUAAGACCCGGGUUGGAGCUUUUGGGAAGGUGUAUGGCGGCUACGUGACCAGCCUGCUGGUCAGUGGCAAUGAAUCCCCCGUGAAGUGCGGCGCCGUCCUCUCCCCCGUCACCGACUUUGAGUUAUACGCGUCGGCGUUUUCAGAAAGAUACCUCGGGCUGCCUAAACCUGAUCCGAGGGCGUACACGACGGCAAAUUUAGCGCACAGAGCAUCUCAGUUCAUGGAUAAGAAGUUCCUCAUUGUUCACCCAACAGCUGACGAAAAGGUCCAUUUCCAACAUACAGCAAAGUUCAUCGCCCAGCUUAUCAAUGAGAAGGCCAACUACACCUUACAGAUCUACCCCGACGAAGGUCACUUCAUCCGCAGCGCGGCCACGAGGCAGCACCUCAGCCAGUCCCUGGUGAACUUCUUCGAGGAGUGCUUCAGGCUACCGGAGCAGGUGUUCGAGGAGGCCCUGGAGGAGGAGAGCGAGGACGAGGGUUAGCUGGGCCUCCUGAGGCUCGUGUGCCCUGCAUCCCUCCCACCCAUGCGUCCUCCCUCCUGUCCUCCAUCCCGCUCACAACAACACUGACGCGCGGCGGUACGGGGAAAAAAAAAACGUGCAACUCUCGUCUGUUUUUUGCUCAACUUGCAUCUGGACCCCCCCCCCCCAUCCCCCGUCCCCCGCCCCCCGUCCGCAUGCCGUCUCCGAGACUGCCUUUCCAGCAGACGACGGAAUCUAGACCCACGUCCAUCUUCACACCUGCUGCCCAGAGUUCAGAGGCCGGUGACCCGACGAGGUGUCCGGGGAGCAUUCUGACCCUCCGCAGCCGGGUUGGAGCUGCUCCGCCAAAGCAGCUUCCACGCAAACUGUCGACGCCGUCGUGAGGACGCCCCGACUCACGGGCUUUGUACAUCAGCGGAGAUCAGACUCCUGGUGGUCCGAUACAGGAAAUGUUGCUAUUUUUAAAGUUGUGAAGACCCUUCAUGUUGGACUGUGGUUGUGUCUCUUGUUCUUACUGUGUGUGUAAAUAGCACACAAACAUACACUCGGCAAUUAUGGAUAUAUUUUCUUUUGGCAUCCGUGGUUCCCCCGACGUUCAUCUCGUAGCCUCGACACGCUGGCGGAAGACGAAAUGAGUUGAGGCGGUUUUACUGUGACGCUCGUUUUUAUCAAGUGUUUGUCAAAGAUGGAAAGCAUUCAGUUGUUUUAGUCACUGUGCCUUACUUUGACAAAGAAAUCCUGCAGCCGCAAACAAACUACCAGAACGGGAACAUUCACUGGUUUUAUGCAUACAAGUUGUGCUUUUAGGAAUGGUUGUGACCUGGACUAUUUCUAGGAGUGUUUUCCCGUUAAUAGUUUUUAUCUAACUCUAAGCAAGAAAGCGAAUAAGCACAUUUCCCAAAACGGCAGCGAUUAUUAUAAACACAUGGCUCGAAAAAGAACUUAAAAAAAAAAAAAGACACAGCUUUCAACUUGAUUUGGGCAGCUGGAGGGAGAUAAAGUUACAAAUAUGCCCACUAAGCGAACUGCAUGCUUCGUGUUUAAGGACGGUACACUAGGUGGAGGAAACGGAAAAGAAAGUGUGCGUUUAAUAAAAGCGCCGUGUCACUUAAGUCACUAAACACAUGAUUCAAGGACGAAGGCAGACGGCAUUACGAUAAGUGUUACACAUUUGUAUAUAAGGGGGGAAACAUUUUUCAAGGAAGCAAUGCAAACGUGGCAGAUGAGAUGAACUCUCGAGGCACAUGUGUCGUCGCUCCUUUUACUGAUUUGAAUGAGCAUUUGUGUUUCAGUGCAUGUUCACACGUCACCUGCAGCACUGACAGCUCAGCUCGGUCAUUUUGACAUCUUGAAUGUUCCUUACUGGAUUGCAUAAAUGACAUAUACAUAUUGUGAUUGAGAUCCAUGUCUCGUCAGCUUGAUGUGUAAAUGUUAUUCAAAUAUCAUUUAAUUCUAAAUAAGAGAAAAAUAAUAUGUGUCGAGUGUUAUUUGUGCAUAAAGCAUUUUGGAAGUUA